UAUUCACCUCGUUCGGUACUUUAUCUAUUAUUUAUAUAUACAUAUAUCACAAUAUAUAUAUAUAUCUACAUAAUAUUUUAAAUAUUUAGACAAGUCACUUUCUUUUUUUUGUAAUCUAUUUUUUAUUUUUUUUUUUCAAAAUAAUUCUGUUCAUAAAUUAACUCAAAAAUUUUGUCAUUCGUGUCAAUAACAAAAAAAAAUUAGUGUUUAGUUUUUAGUGAUCACGUGUUGUGUGUAAAUCACAUUGUUGUUAAAUACAAAAUAAAAUUUCACGGAAUAUUGAAUAAAUAAUCGUUCUUUUUUUUUCGAUGGUGAUGUGACGCGUGGAUUAAUAAGCAAAUUUUUUUUUUAUUAAUUAAUAAAUAAUUAUAAUAAAUUUAUUGGAAAUAACUGAUCGAAGAUGAUGUUUCGUGUGAUAUAUUUUAAUCGUACAAUAAAAUCAACAUUGUUAUAUAUUUUACUAUUACUAAUAAUUAAUAUAACAAACGUGGCAUCACAAUGUGGGACAACAGGUACAUCAACAGAUCGUCAAGAUAAAUUGGCCAUUUACAAAGUUAUCUUACGCACAUAUUGGUCGAGGGCACGAUUUCCCAGGCAUUAUCCUGAAUGGCGACCUCCUGCGCAAUUUGGCAAACUUGUUGGCCGAACGCAUGAUUCAACGUAUACACUAUACCGUCUAGGAGAGCGAUUAUCAUCCGGCGCAAUGCAAUAUGUCGAAACAGGCCGUACAGAUAGUCUAGACACCGGGGGUGACAGUACUAAUAUCCUUGAUGUCUUUGGAUCUCCUGGGAUACCCCAAGGUGAGGGUACUACCGUAUCACGUGCAUUUCUCGAUGGUAAUCACACUCUGGUCAGUAUUAUGGCGAGAAUAAAUCCAAGUCCCGAUUGGUUCGUCGGGGUCGAUUCAUUUCAACUUUGCGUCGAGGGUAAUUGGGUUGAUACCGUAACUGUUGAGCUAGACCCAUUGGACGGUGGGACAGACAACGGUUUUACCUUUACGGCAGCAAAUUGGCCGACGAACCCUCAGGGGAUUGCUUACAGAAUAACAUCACGAUAUCCUGCACAUCCAGCUGGAAGUUUCUAUUACCCAAACCUACCACGACUGCCGCCAAUUGCCACCCUGACCUUUACCAAGUUAAAGGAAUACACAUUAACAGAAAGCUAUCACGAAGACGAAGUAGAAAUGGAGUUUAUAACCAAUGAUAAGUUACCGUACAAUUCAGCGGGAGCAACUCCUAGGGGAAUCGAUCCGAACCGUGACUUGAACGAAGCGAUUGCUGAGGAGCGAAAGGAAAUGGACACUCAGAGAUACAGGUACUGGACAUCUGGACCAACGAACCCUGUGGUAACAGAUCAUCCAGGAGAUAAUAAAGCUUUGAUAAUGGAUAGCAUUGCGUCCUCGUAUGGCUUGGGGUUGUCACGGUCACGUUUUCCUGUUGCGACCCCGACAUCUUUGCCGGGGCAACGUUAUCACGUUAGUCCGGGGAAUUUUAAUUUUAAUGUGGCCAAUAGCGAGGAUACUAGAACAAGACAAGAAAUUAUACAGCGCAAGAGCGCCGAUGCACUUAUGGAAGCACAAAAAGCACAAAUUUAUCAGGAUAUACAGAGAAGAAUUUCUAAUGUUACCAAUAAUAAUGAUAAUAAUAAUAAUUUUAAUACGACACGUAGUAAUUACGAUAACAAUAAUAAUGUUAUUACCAGUACGAAAGAUAAUUUACAUAAAUAUCGUAUGAAACAACACCGGCUUUCUACGAAAGGAAAACAUUAUCGUCGACGUUUUCCAAGAGAUUGUAAAGUUGGAGACUGGGGAGCAUGGAGUGCAUGUAGUCGUAGUUGCGGUGUUGGCGAAACCCAACGAGUGCGUAAAAUUACAGUGAAACCACGACGUGGUGGCGCUGCUUGUCCACCACUCAAAGAAACAAAAUGGUGCGGCAGUGUCACACCCUGUCCUGAUAAUAAUAAUAAACCUAUUGUCGAUAUAUUUUCUUGGUAAAAUAAAUAAUUAUUAUUAUUACUAAUAAAUAAUAAUUAUAAUAAAUCCAAAUUUAUUUCAAACAAAUGCAUUUAAUUCAUUUUUUUUUUAUUUACAAAAAUUGCAUUUGUGUUUUUAUUGCUCUAGAUGCUUUUUCAAAAAAUUAGAAUGAAUAUUAUUAAAUUUUCAAUUUUUCAAAAUUUCUUUAAAAAAAAAAAUCAAAUUUUCAGUUAUCGAUGAA
Messenger RNA from Microplitis demolitor, 2213 nucleotides. RefSeq lists its product as uncharacterized. The transcript is spliced from 7 exons. Gene Ontology annotation, cellular component: extracellular matrix. Gene Ontology annotation, biological process: cell adhesion. Bases 401 to 1993 code for a protein of 530 amino acids. The record is from RefSeq and is a predicted model, not a curated record. Lineage: Eukaryota; Metazoa; Arthropoda; Insecta; Hymenoptera; Braconidae.